UAAAAUACAUUAAAAAAAUUGUAUUUAAGAACUACUUUUUAUGCAUGCAGAGUCCAUCACAAAUACAGAAAUAAUCCUCUUGUCUUCAUCGGUUUCGGAUUUUUUUCCUGUAUUCCUCCGCGCUCUCUACUUAGCUGUUAUCGGGACGGCGCAUAUAUGAGGAGGAACGAAGACCAGUGCUAAUUGUCAAGACAAAAGAAAACAGCAAGUACGGAAGUGGAUCAGGAAUUUUGUUUUGUAAAAAAUCUUUCUGUAUACAUCACAAGCUUCAACCAAAAAUAUACUGAUUCGUUUAUUGUUCUUCAGCAUCUGAGAUAAUGAGGUAACAUUUUAAGUUAGAAUACGAGCCUUUUUCUCUGUCUACGAAAGAAACUAACUUCAUUUAUAUGAGUUGCUGUUGAAAAAUGGUGGAAAUGAAGCAUUUGGAGGAAGAAGAUCAAACAAGCAAUGAGAUGAAAUCAUCAAGAGAAAUGUCAAAUACACAACCAUUAAAAAAUGAAGAACGGUUCACUUCUAGGCGUGACGUCAUCGGUGGUUUAUUUAUUAAUGUCAACCAAGAUCUGCUGGUUUCUAAAACUUUCUAUUUUUUCUUUUUCUCAGCUUUCGGAUCAUUAUUUCCACUACUGGCUGUGUACUUUAAACAAAUGGGAAUGAAUGCGACCCAGAGUGGUCUGCUUAUAGGAUUACGGCCCUUCAUAGAAUUCCUCAGUGCCCCCUUGUGGGGAGGAUUGGCCGAUCGUUUUAGGAAGGGAAAAGUAAUGCUUUUAUUUUCGUUAUUUUGUUGGAUUGUUUUUACUUUAGCUUUGGAUUUCAUCUACCCACCUGCAUCUUCUUGCGUCAUCUACAACGACACGCACCACCUGCUAUACACUCCUCGCACACAGCGUGAAAAACGAAGCUCUCUCAACAGGGAAGUGAUUGAAGAGGUUGAUCUUCCCAAUCUCGCUUUCAACUUAUCCGAAGAAGAGGACUGGCUAGCUAUGGAUUACGAGCACGAAAAUCAUCGGGCUUUGUCAAGAAACAAACGAGCGUCCUUUAAGGAAGAGAGACACAAACCCCCACCAGGUGUUGUGGUGGGACUUUCACCUAAUGAUGUUGAGUACACCCUGAAUUAUAAUCGGAAAGAGCACGAAACGUACGUCUCUCCUAUAAACAGUUCAAUAGUUUACAGGUACGAAGAUGUUCAAGAGGUAUUCUUCCUUCUCUUGCUUCUCAUUAUCUUGGGGGAGUUCUUUAGUGCCCCUGCUACUACUCUAGCGGAUACAGCUACGCUCUCCUACUUAGGAGAUAACACAGAUAAUUACGGUAAACAGCGAAUGUUCGGUUCUUUAGGCUGGGGAUUGGCCAUGUUUUUUGUAGGCGUAGCUUUGGACCAAUCGACGUCGUUUACGGAUCAUCCUUGUGGUCCUCAUUAUCGAGAAAGGAACUAUACAAUUUGUUUUGCAACAUUUUCCGUGUUGAUGGGGUGUGCUUUUAUUUCUGCAACCCAGUUCCGAUUUGAUUAUGAAGCUAUUGAAGACACAGUUCCCAUGAAACCUGUUGAACACGAGCCUGAACGUAAAGGAGCCACUAUGAAGAUAGGGACUUUGGUUAUUGACCAAGACAUUGAACCAGAGCCAGCGAAAGAGCCAGAGACCACUAAAAGCACAGUGUUCGCUCAAACCAUGCGCCGUCUACCGGAAUGGUUUACUAUCUUAAGAACUUUUGCAACCAUCCGCUAUGGAGCUUUCCUGUAUGUCACCUGGUUCAUGGGAUUCGGGAUCGGACUAGUUUUUACAUUUUUAUUUUGGCAUCUUCAGGAUUUGGGAGGCACUCCCACCUUGUUUGGAGUAGCUUCCGUUAUCAACCACACCUCUGAGAUAUUCGCCUACUUCUUCAGCUUUAAAUUCAUCAAACAGAUCGGACACACAAAGGUUUUAUGUAUUGGAUUGAUAGGAAACAUCUGCCGGUUCCUCUACAUCUCUUGGUUAAAGAACCCAUGGUGGGUUCUUCCGUUUGAGUUUAUUCAAGGAAUAACUCAUGCUGCUGUUUGGGCGGCUUGUUGCUCCUACAUCACUCAAGCAACGCCCUCUAAUCUUCGUGCUUCUGCACAGGGCGUCCUUCAGGGGUUACAUCAUGGACUUGGUCGAGGUUGUGGUGCCAUUUUAGGUGGCGUAUUUGUCAGCUAUUUUGGAACCCAGGUUACCUUCCGAGGUUACGGUUUUGCCUGCUUAAUUAUUCUGAUCCUUUUUGUCUUUAUCAAUUAUUAUCGGAAAGACAAAGGAUUCACAAGCUUCCAAGAUGAGCAGGAGCCUGAAAUGGUAGUCGAAGAGACGAGUCAUUUGGCACCUCAUGGAGUGCCUUCUAGCCCGAUGGCAAGAUCUUUAUCCAAGCAGAACAUUGGUGAAUUAGAUUCCAUGGGACAACCGAAAGGAGGAGUGGGGAACGGAGCGGGUGGCUAUGGAACCAGUAAUACAAGCUCUUACAACACAGGGGGAUUCCUGGGAGUUCCUGAUACUGGAGGGAAUUAUUAUAGUGGAGGCGGCACUACCAACUAUUCGGAUAUUAAUAUGAACAACACAGGUGGCUUCAGUAGAAGUGCCUUGGCAGCAGCCUUCAAUCCUAAAGGGAUUCUGGCAGCGUCACUGAGUCCUGAAAAAAGCUUAGACUUCAACCAUAUUAAAAGAGAUUUUCAGGCUUACAGCGAGGUUUUGGACAGUAAUGGAGUUCAUGUGCCACAAAAAAAUGACUCGUUUAAUGGGCCUGUCCUUAGAACUAGUCUAUACACCCCUCAACCAGCUGACUGGGAUGACCGCAGUUAUGACUGGUAGACAUGAAUGUGUAUAAAUCACUUAUUUAUUUUACUUCAAUGAAACGUUGGAAACAAAUUAGACGCGGUAGAAGUAAGUCUAUAUGGAAUUAUUAAUUUGAAGUUUUGUCGAUUUCAAAUGACAUAUUUCAAGACUACAACUUACAAGUUCAAUGUAAAGUCCCGCUAAAACGUUUAACGCUGAUGUAUCCUGUUAUUUAAAAUUAUUCAGCUGUAACUAUUUUAGUCGAAAUCACAUGUGGUAUAGUGCAUCUAUUGGCCACAUUUCGGUUACUGUAUAAGAUACUUCCUUUGAAAUACCACAGAAAGUUUCUUGAUAUAUUAGAGAAGUAAGUCUAAAUUAUUACAAUGUGGUGAAAUGAAACACGUAUUAUGCUUUUUUUUUUACUGUAUGCGCCAACAAUAAAUUAAUCCAAAUAUUA
Molecule: messenger RNA, 3231 nt
Organism: Limulus polyphemus (Atlantic horseshoe crab)
Lineage: Eukaryota; Metazoa; Arthropoda; Merostomata; Xiphosura; Limulidae
Product: major facilitator superfamily domain-containing protein 6-like
Exons: 8
Coding region: 405-2810 (801 amino acids)
Cellular component (GO): membrane
Source: RefSeq, a predicted model, not a curated record